ACUCUCACAUUAUUAUAUUCCAUAUUCAGUUUCGGUGUUAAGCCAUGGCUGCCACUGGAAAGAUUGAGGUAGAAGUAGAGGUGAAGUCUAAUGCAGACAAGUUCUGGCAAACCCUUAGGGAUUCCUCCUCCAUUUUCCCUAAGGCACUUUCACAUGACUAUAAGAGCAUUGAAGUUAUUGAGGGUGAUGGCAAAGCCCCUGGUUCUGUGCGCCACAUUUUUUAUGGUGAAGGUUCUCCUAUAGUGAAGGAAUCAAAGGAGAAGAUUGAAGCACUUGAUGAUGCAAAGAAGACAGUGACAUACAGUGUCAUUGAUGGUGACCUCCUCAAAUACUUCAAGCACUUCAAGGGACACAUCAGUGUGACACCAAAGGGAGAAGGCAGCCUUGUGAAGUGGUCAUCUGAGUAUGAGAAGGCAAGUGAAGAGAUCGCUGACCCACAUGUCAUUAAGGAUUUUGCAGCCAAGAACUUCCAGGAGGUUGAUGACUAUAUUCAGAAGGCAAAAUAGAGAAAGCUCUGAAAUGAAUCUCAAGUGCCAAUCAUAAUCAUAUAUCAGAUUACAUGUUUAAAUAAUGAAAGAUACUUUUAACAGUAUCAUUUCCCAUCAAUCAGUCAAUAUAUCAUAUAAAACUUCGAUGAUUUCUACUGUUCUGGUUUAGUUUCAAUUUGCAUGAUCCAAGAAUGCCAUAGCCUUGUGCUAUGCUUUUCUGUUGCCAUAUCUAUCAGUUGUUCUCUUUUGUUAGUCAUGAUUCUACUAUUGAUCAAUUUGAGUUUGAGAAUAUAAAGAGUAUUGGCAUAUAUCUGAGAA
Molecule: messenger RNA, 806 nt
Organism: Neltuma alba
Lineage: Eukaryota; Viridiplantae; Streptophyta; Magnoliopsida; Fabales; Fabaceae
Product: MLP-like protein 423
Exons: 2
Coding region: 45-506 (153 amino acids)
Biological process (GO): abscisic acid-activated signaling pathway; defense response
Molecular function (GO): signaling receptor activity; protein phosphatase inhibitor activity; abscisic acid binding
Source: RefSeq, a predicted model, not a curated record